Rattus norvegicus (Norway rat) is the source of this 1770-nucleotide messenger RNA. NCBI's taxonomy places the organism in Eukaryota, Metazoa, Chordata, Mammalia, Rodentia, Muridae. The record is from RefSeq and is a predicted model, not a curated record.
AUGUCGCUCCUUAAACAACGGGGCUGGCUAACUCCGGCUCUUCAUCUGUCUCUGGCCUGUGUAUCGUGAAGGGGGGUAUUUUCCACAUCCGUUGACUUCUGUGAAUUUAUCCGCAAUGGUGCAACUAUCAGAUUAAAAGCUUCUUCUUGACCUUUAUCUCUCCCGGCGUCCACGCGGAGGUGUUUUGUCUACAUACCGCGUUCAUGCCUCAGAGGCAGGGGUGGGGCAUCAGAUCCCCUGGAACUGGAUGGUUAUAAUAAAAAAGUGGAGGCUGAGACUUGAACCCAGGUCCUCUGGAAGAGCAGCUCAUGCCCCUAACUCCUGAGUCAUCUCUUCAGAUUACUCCCACCUUCUUAAUCCAAUCAAGAUGACAAUUGAGAAGAUCCAAGUGCCUCACCAAGUCACAACAAAUGGGGAAUACGUGUGUGGAAAGAUGUCCCAUCUCGUUAUCCCGUCGACAGGAGAAGACAAAUGAAAGCACUUUACAGAACUCCCACAGGCUUGGUAGAGCUGACAACAGUAAUGCUGGCUACGAUACAGAGUAACACAUUCUCAUUUAUUGCUAGAUGGAAUGAAAAAUGGCGUCAACCUAGGUAGCCUGCUGCUUCUCCACAUGUAAUUUUGAACUCACAGAGAUCCACCUGCCUCUGCUUCCGGAGAACUGGAAUCAAAGCUGACAGCCUCGGGAGCCGGCCCUGACAGCAGCACAGUAAUAAAUGGUCAACAGUGAUAAAUGUCCCCUGAAUAAACUUGACUCCUUUUGAUGACUUCACCUCACCUGUCUGCAGCGCAAACUGAAUGAAGGAAAAAAGAACAACAACAACAAAAGAAAUGAAAUGAAUCAUGACCUGUUCAAGCGCCGUGCAAGAGAAAUGAUUGCACAUGAAGGGGGAGUGCGCAGCCAGCCGCAGACACAUGUGGGAGAGCCCAGAGGACAGAUGGUCCUGAGGGGAAACCAGAAUGCAAUUGCCCUUCAGUAUCCAAGGGGCAUUGGUGUUAGGAUACCAAAAUCAAAAGAUGUUCAAGUACUUCAUUUAAAAUGGUGUAGUGGUCAUGGGCCUGAGUUCGUAGGCGCAGCGGGCCUAGCCUAGUCAACAUGCCGGUCGCCAGAAGCUGGGUUUGUCGCAAAACCUAUGUGACCCCACGGAGACCCUUCGAGAAAUCGCGUCUCGACCAGGAGCUAAAGUUGAUUGGAGAGUAUGGACUCCGGAACAAACGUGAGGUGUGGAGGGUCAAAUUUACCCUGGCGAAGAUUCGUAAGCUGUUGACGCUGGACGAGAAGGAUCCUAGGUGUCUGUUUGAAGGCAACGCUCUGCUGAACCGACUUGUUCAGAUUGGGGUGCUGGAUGAGGGCAAGAUGAAGCUGGAUUUCAUUCUGGGCCUGAAGAUUGAGGAUUUCUUGGAGAGAAGGCUGCAAACCCAGGUCUUUAAGCUGGGCCUGGCCAAAUCUAUUCACCAUGCCCGUGUGCUCAUCCGCCAACGUCACAUCAGGGUUCUCAAGCAGGUGGUGAACAUCCCAUCUUUCAUUGUUCGCCUGGACUCUCAGAAGCACAUUGACUUUUCCCUCCGUUCUCCUUAUGGUGGUGGCCGCCCAGGCAGAGUGAAGAGGAAGAAUGCCAAGAAAGGCCAGGGUGGUGCUGGAGCUGGUGAUGAUGAGGAAGAGGAUUAAUUAAUUAAUUAAUACCUUGUUGCACUGGAGGAUUGUCUAGUUUUCCCGUUGACAAAUAAAACAGAAUUGAUACUUGAAAAAAAUAAAAUAAAAUGGCGUAG